Messenger RNA from Pleurotus ostreatus (oyster mushroom), 477 nucleotides. RefSeq lists its product as uncharacterized. The transcript has 4 exons. Bases 1 to 477 code for a protein of 158 amino acids. The record is from RefSeq and is a predicted model, not a curated record. Lineage: Eukaryota; Fungi; Basidiomycota; Agaricomycetes; Agaricales; Pleurotaceae.
AUGUUCACCCAAGUCCUCAGCGUCGCGCUCUUCGCCUUCUCCCUCGUUGCCAGAGCCCAGGACCUCCCCAGCUGUGCACUUACAUGCUUGUCCUCGACGAGCGGCAGCUCCUGCAGCCAAACUGACAUCCCCUGCCUUUGCCGCGACAAUGCAUUCAUCAGUUCAACUGCUCAGUGCAUCCUCACCGCGUGCCCCGCCGACCAGAUCGCGGCUGCUACUCAAGCUGCCCAAGGUCUCUGUGGCGCUGCAGGCGUCUCGGUCAGCAUUCCUUCCGUUGCCCCUUCUUCCAGUGGUUCUUCCUCUGUUUCUGGAUCUGCGACACCCACGGCCCCAACUGCGUCCGUGUCAGUCACUGGUACCCCCUCCACUACAUCAAGUGGCGCUGCCCCUGCUCAAACUUCCAACGGAGCUGUCUCGCAGAGCGCCAACGCUGUUGCUGGCAUGGUUGCCUUCGGUCUCGCCGCCCUCGCACUCUAA